Larimichthys crocea (large yellow croaker) is the source of this 2836-nucleotide messenger RNA. It is a transcript of the gene sigmar1, whose product is annotated as sigma non-opioid intracellular receptor 1. The record is from RefSeq and is a predicted model, not a curated record. Bases 163 to 831 code for a protein of 222 amino acids. Gene Ontology annotation, cellular component: endoplasmic reticulum. NCBI's taxonomy places the organism in Eukaryota, Metazoa, Chordata, Actinopteri, Sciaenidae. The transcript has 5 exons.
GCCUCUUCCCGCCCUCCUCUGGUCAGGAAGACGCCGUCUUCUGGGCUUCACGCACGCCGCCUCCUCAGCCCAUGGCGUGUUUGGAGCGAGCUGUCAGCCCCUUUCCCCACGUGUAGUCACCCCCUGCUGCUGCGCCUCUGUCUGCUCACUUUACUUUCCACCAUGUCUGUAGUUAAAACGUGUUUUAAACUGUUGGUGUUCGUCUCAGUCUCCGUCCUGGUCGUGCUGCUGCUGCGACAUUGGAUGGCCAACAAGCAGUACGUCUUCAACAAAGAAGACGUCGCCAAAUUGGCCAAACAGUACGCAGGACAGGACCAUGAGCAGGCCUUCUCCAAAGUGGUGGUGGAGCUUAGGAAGAGGUAUCCUGGCCACAUCCUGCCGGACGAGGACCUGCAGUGGGUGUUUGUGAAUGCUGGAGGUUGGAUGGGCUCCAUGUGUCUUCUCCACGCCUCGCUCACAGAAUACCUGCUGCUCUUCGGUACAGCGGUGGACACAGGAGGACACUCAGGUCGUUACUGGGCUGAGAUUUCUGACACCAUCAUAUCAGGAACCUUCAGGCAGUGGAAAGAGGGGACAACCAAGAGUGAAAUAUACUACCCUGGUGACACCAUCGUACACAGUGUAGGUGAAGCCACGUCGGUCCACUGGAGCGCUGGGACGUGGAUGGUGGAGUACGGCCAAGGCUUCAUCCCCUCCACGUUGGGAUUCGCUCUGGCAGACACCUUGUUCAGCACCCAGGACUUCGUCACAAUGUUCUACACCAUACGUGUCUAUGUCAAAUGUCUGCUGCUCGAAGCUGGUACACUACUUACAGAGGCCGGAGUUUUCUGAGGCACGGUCGAGGCUCAGAUACCCACACAGGGACAAUAACAUCAAAACAUUCAACAUUCAAACAUUCAAAGUUUGAAUAUUUUUACCUGCAAUUGUAGUCCAUUCAAAUUUGCACCAGUACAGUUAAUCUUGUCUACAUUUAUGUUCUUGCCUCUCAUUAAGGCUGUCUGAAAGAAGCCUCUUUCACUUUACCCUGUGAUGUCAAACUGCAACCACAACAAUGCAACAAUUACCACUCAAUGCUAUAACACUCUCCAAAAUCAGUAACACCCAAGAACUCUCAGUGAAGCCUUAGUCCGUUGCCCUUAGUGAUAGUCAGCACCGUACACUACACAAUGAGCCUUCCUCUGAGAGCUCAAACUGCCUACAUAGUAAGUGACAACAUUCAUGUUUUCAAGGAUCUUUCUUAAAGAAUUGAGCCCCAAAGACAACGAAUGACAAGUAGUUUGUAUGUAGUUGUGUGUAGUUGCCAAUUCUGAGAUUCUUCUAGGAAAAAUUCAUAACCAGGCUUUGAGCAUUAAAACUUUUAGCAACCAACUACUUUUAACAAUAAGCACUGAUUUAAAAAAUGCUGAAGCUGUGAUAUGAGAACUGGGUGUUGAUCGUCAAAAUUGAGGACCAAUAAAUUAUUUUUAAAACAAAUAUGCAAUGCGUAAUUUGGCUUGUAAAACAAAUACACAAUAUAUAAUGCAAAGCCAAAGCCACUAUUUUCUUAGUAAAUACUUGUUUCAUAUUUCUAUGCAUGUGGACUCUCAGUAAAUAAGAGUCUUCAUAAGUUCCUAAACAAUCACAGAAACUAAUGUCUAGAAGCCAAGAAGCACAUUUUGCUCCAAAGAUCAAGCCUGUCUUUAUAUUUGGCUCCAUUUCCUCAUAAUUUUACAAUCAAUGAUCGGUUAUAUUGUUUUGAAAAUGUGGAAAACCUGGAGGGAUAUACUGAAGAAAACUGCCUGUAGAAAUGUGCCAUGUUUGAUUCAUUAUGCGCUUUAGUUCAGGUCAUACCUGAAAUAGUCACUAUAUCAUGGUGUGGGUUCGACUACUUCAGAGCUACAGAUUUUUAAUGGAGACGUUUUCAAAUUACCUCUUUGUUUUUCUCAUAACUCUUAACUAUUUUAGGCUUAAUAUAUCAGGGGUGAAUCAUUUUCUUUCUCUCAACACCUUGGUAACGGGUUAUCUAAUCAGAUUUGUAGCCCUGUGGCUUCUUUUCACAUUAUAAAGCAAUUAAUAUAUAUACUGAAUACUGUACACUGUGUGGUGCUGUUAUGCACACAACAAAUGUCUUGAGAAAUUUAAAUUUUUUGGAAUGUUUGAAAUCUAUAUUUGAAAACUUACCUUACUGUUCUGUACUUAUGACCUCUGCCGUGUUAAACUGUAAGUUGUACACAUGUUUAGUUUAUUUAAUAGGAUGGAUUGAAUAUGUAAAAGGUGGCUUAAUUCAAAAACCACAUCUGAAAUAUUUCUGACAUUUUUAUGUGCUGAAAUAGGGUUGGUACAAUCAUUUAUAAGAUGGAACUGUAGAGAUAAACUUGAAUAAUUUUGAGCUCUGACCAAGUGAGGCUGCUUGGCCACUGUGUCUUCAUCCGCCGUUCAUUUUCUGGUACUUGCACUAGCCCAACAGGGCAAGAACACAAUCUACAGUCAUCGUCCUCUACAUUGUAAUAUAAUACAGAGCGAAAAUGGCAGAAAAUCGAAGCCUUUCAGAAAUAAUAUUGGUGUAUUUCAUCUGGAAUUGCACUGUGCAAACAAAUCACUGCUGCUGAAACCACCGUCUCCUAGUUUGAACAUUUUCAGAUAAAAUACACUUAUUUUCAGACGUAUGCCUGAAACCAUCAAAUACCAUAUAUGGUUUCUGUGUGAGUUCAAUUAUACCGUAUACUGUACAAAACUGGACUUAUUUGGUUUAAAUACAUCAGCAUCAGUAGGAGCGUUGAUUCAUUCCUUCCUUAAAUGCUCAAACGAGCAAUUUACUGUAAGGUAAAACUGAAAACUGUCAUUACCAAAAUAAAUG